This is a messenger RNA of Diorhabda carinulata, 6920 nucleotides long. RefSeq lists its product as uncharacterized. NCBI's taxonomy places the organism in Eukaryota, Metazoa, Arthropoda, Insecta, Coleoptera, Chrysomelidae. The transcript has 18 exons. The record is from RefSeq and is a predicted model, not a curated record. Bases 100 to 6783 code for a protein of 2227 amino acids.
GAUGUUUACAAUCAAGACAUUUUUUAAUGUCAGUCAUCAUAUCAAAAUUAUCUGUCGUCGGUCCCUUAUAUCUGUUUCAUAUUGCACAAUAUUUUUGUAAUGAAUUCAGUGUUGAAGAAUGUGUGUAAACUCAAAGUACCAUUGAAAGUUGUAGAGCGUCCUCACAAAUCAUGCGAAACAGAAAAACUAGUUAUUUGUCCGAAACCCAGUUUGAAUUUCUACAGAUCAAGAUCUUAUAUCGCAUCAUAUAAUGAGGUUGUGGUAAAUAGUUUACCUACUUCAGGAACUCAUUCAAAUCUUUCGUGUAAUCUACGACGUAGUUUUGCUCAAAAAGCUAAACACACUGGUUAUGGAAGAACUGCCGCUAGCGAUGACAAUGAUAAGAAAAAAGAUGAAGUUUCAGAGGAACAAUGUAUGAGCCAAAAGAGUGAUAAAAGAGAUAAAAAGGGUUCAGAAAAAACAAUCAAGUUUACCAUUAAUUUGAACGAGUUGAUUCAUAAUUUUAACAGGAAAACUAAUUUGAUGAAAGCACAAGGUAUAAACAAAAUAAAUACUUUCUCUCUCAAGCCAAUAAAAUGUAGAUGCUGUACCAGUAGGAACAAAAAUCAAAUGUAUAAAUUUGGACAAAGGAGAUUUAUUUCAAUCAGUUCGAAAGGAAGGAUGCAAUUACCUAAAUAUCCAGUUAAUAAAAUUCGCAAAUGCCUGUCAUAUAAACCUCAAAGUGGUGGAGCUUUAUCAUACAAGAUAAGAGAUGCAUCUAGUAGUAUGUACUGGAAAGAUAAGGUUCUGAAAGUCCCGCUCUUUCAUAUUAUAAAAGAUAAAAUUCAUUCCAGUCCACCAGUAGUUCAAGAACUUAAUAAACAACUCAGAUAUUACAUUGGUACGGGAGAAGCCUCAUUCGGAAAUAGAAAACAAUCGUCAAACCCCCAUUUAAAUUGUGAUUCAAACAAUAUUGAUAAAUCUCAAGCUUUGAAGAGCAUUUGUAAUAAUAAACCAUGUGCUCAAAUACCAAAUAUAACUGGAAAAAUAUCUGAAUACACAAUGAGUUUUGAUAAUUUCAAAAAGAGUCACAUAUUGCAGAUGUUAACAGAAAUUCUGAUUCCAUUAAUAGAAAAGGAAAGUAUGCAGUACGAAGAAAUGCGAAAAGCUUUCGUCCAACUUAAAAAAGAAUUGGAGUUAUAUUUUAUGCAAGUUGAGAAGUUGGGAGUUCGAUCAGAAAAUGAGGUUUUCAAAAUCAUAGCUGACAUGAAUCAAACUAAAAGACGUCAGAAAGAAUUAGAGACAGCCUCAUUAUUGGUGAAAGAAUUUCUUAGGAAGUCUAAAACUAUUGAUAGUUAUUCUAAUGAAGACAAAUGUUGUGUAUAUGGAAGCUAUUCAGAUAAUACAUCCAAUAACCAACGUGGAAAUGAAAAUAGUCAACUAGAUGAAUUUCCUAUGGCGAUUUUGGUUAAAGAUCGAAAACAGCCACCGGAACACCAAAAUGCUCAUUCCUAUCUAGGCAUAGGAAACUCUACAAAGAAUUCCCUAAAAGAAAAAGAAAAUAAAUAUAUUGCAACAAGAACUUUUGCGAGCGAUUCUAAAAGCACAAAAUAUGAAAGUGAUUUAGGAAUGGAAAGUUCAUUGAAUUCAAGUAUAGAUCAAGAAAGUGAUGCAGGCUGUUUUCAAUACUUUCAAAGUAAAUCUAUUCCCCGCGAAAUAACGCAGAAGCAAAAAGAACAAUUUGCAAUACCAUCUGAAUUUAGAGAAGCAAAUGCUGUUCGAAUGAAAUCUCAUCAUCCUAUAUUAACUAGACAAACUGCAAGUAAAGAUGAUCUUUCAGUUAAAUCCGCAACAGCUGGUUUUGCAAUUUAUGAUACUAGUACCGUUAUGCCUUCUUCACACAGCUCUUAUAAAUCAGACCCCAAAAACAAGAUUGGGCAGCUCAAGCCAACAUUGCAAGAAAGUCGUAGAGAUAUGCCUUCAUCUCAUAGCUCAUAUACAUCAGUACAAAGAAAACAAGCUGAGCAAAUCAAACCAACAUCGCUAGCACCUAUUAGCAAAGCUGGUAUGGAAAAUCUCAAAAGAUUAGAGAAGCUUGAACAAUUGAAAGAAGCCGAAGUACGGUUACCAUUUCAGGACGACAGUUCUCAAAAAAAUAUUGAGAUACUAAAGCCAAAUGAACUCAUAGGAAAGCAGUUUUCGCAUUCCAAUAAUAUACCAACUCAGUUUCCAUUGAAAACAGCUAAAACAAAGGAUAGUGUUAAGCCUAAGUCGAUUGUCAAUAAUAAAAUAAUUCCAAAGCAUAUAAGCAAGAAUCAGUCUACACCCACUUUAAACACUGCUCCAGCAGUAAAUAAGAAGAGUGUUGAAAACUUGACUUUCGAAAAAAGGUUACCCUUAAGCCUCUUAGAUAAUUGUCGCGGUCUAUUGGAAACUCUUCUUAGAAAAUUUAAAGGUCCGCCAAAAAGGAAUCUUGGAUCUUCAUUUCUAUCAAGAAAGUCUCACUCAGCUCCAGCACUCAUGAUAGUGGAUAAUUAUCAAAAGAAUGAUGAAAGUCGUAUCAAAAUGAUUAAACCAGUAGUUACGGUACAAUUGAAACAGAAGUAUCCUUGGAACCGACUAGGAUUGAACAAAAAAAUGUCACGAAAAUUUAGAAGUGGAGCUAGAAGAGUGUAUUCGACGGAAGCCAGAAUAUACUCAUUUAGCAAAAAAGACUAUUCGACAAGCCAGAAUAACAAUACAAAAAUAACAGAAAAAUGUUUUAAGAACAAAUACCCUUGGAAUUUCACUGAAAUUGAAGCAUCAGAGAAUACUAACUGCUGUUAUUUAACUCAAACUAGUUAUUGUAAUACUAAUAACAUCAGUACUUCUGAACCUGAAGUUCCUAAAGUAUGUGAUAAUGUGAUAACAUGUGGGAAUAAAAUAGAAUCCUCUAAAAUCGACACUAAAAACGAACAACUAGAAAAAGUGUGUGGUCAAAACAAAGUUGACGAGAAUAAAUGCAAAGACGCAAAUCAGAAGAAAGCGGAUUCAGAACCACAAAAAAAUAAAUGCGAAAAAAAAGCAAAAAUAGUUGAAAGACCUUGUGAGCAAAAUGAUCAGCAGCAAUCAGAAACAUCAAAAUGUAAACUGUUCAAUAGAGGGAAUAAAAUGACAACUGAAGAAACUACAGAUUGCAUGAAGAAAAAUGAAAAUAAGGUUACAAAAACUGUCGAUAAAAAACUGUCUUGUACUCGUAAGUCAUCUGCCAAGAAUAAAAAACCUGAAGAAUCAUGUUCAACGAAAAAACUCAAGCGAGAGACAGAUAAUACCAAAUGUGUGGAAACCAAAAAGUCAGUUAAUCAAGAUGAUAAAUCCAAACAACCCCUCUCGGAUUGUGAUAACAAACAAGAUACUAGACCUAAAGAACCUAUUUGUAAUUUAUGCCCAAAACCAAAAGAUGAACCGAAGAAAGUUGAAAGUGAAACAAAAUGCUCAAAAACAAAAAAGCCAGUUUGUCCAGAUGAUAAACCAAAGAAGCCUAAAUUGAAUUCAGCAGAUUGCAAAAAGAGUGAAGAUUCUGGACCCGAAAAGCUCAAAUCUAAUCUAUGCCCAAAGCCAAAGGAUGAACCUAAACAAGUUGAGAGUGAUACGUUUACAAAAAAUCCAGUUUGUCAAGAUAAUAUGCCGAAAAAAGCUGAAUCGACCUCAGCAGAUUGUAAGAGCAAGCAAGAUACUAGACCUAAAGAACCCAUUUGUAAUUUAUGUCCAAAACCAAAAGAUGAACCGAAGAAAGUUGAAGGUGAAACAAAAUGCGUUAAAACAAAAAAGCCAGUUUGUCCAGAUGAUGAAUCAAAGAAACCUAAAUCAAAUUCAGCAGAUUGUCAGAUAAGGCAAGAUUCUAGACCAAAAGAACCCAAUUGUAAUUUAUGUUCAAAACCCAAAGAUUCACCGAAGCAAGUUAAGAGUGAUACAAAAUGUGUGGAAACAAAACAGCCAGUUUGUUCAGAUAAUCGUAGUAACAAAGCCAAGAAAUCAAUUAAUGAAUCAAGUCCAUCAACAUUCGAGAGUAAGAAGGAAAGUAGACCUAAAGAACCCGUUUGUAAAACAAGAGAAGCAGAUAAUAAGUCAUCUAAGGAAAUUGGUUCUAAAGGAGAUAAUGGAUGUUCUAAACAGACAUCAUGGUCGAGUCUGGUUGGUGCAAACAAAUCAUCCCCAAAUUUACUUUGCUUGGAGUCGUCUUCUGGAGCAAAAAAUGAAAGUAAUACUUCCAAAAUCAUGAAAUGUAAGGAAAAAAAUAAAAAUGAUUCAUGCAAUACAAAAACUGCAGACACUAGAGUGAAAGAACAAAAAUGUCCAAGUAGAAAAUGUUUAGGGGACAAUGAGAUUUUGUGCGAUAAGAGUUCGUCCUCUACUACUAGUCCCUCCAGUAAGGCAAAAGAUUUGGUCACAAGACCAACAAAUAAGCCAUCAGAUUGUAGCAGCAACAAAGAUAAGAAUAAAAUUUGUACUUCUUCUAAAUCAGUUGUCUCUUCAUCUACACCAAAUACAGAAAAAUGUCCUACUGAUUUUAACCCAGAAAAAAAGGCUAUUGAUUUGGUAAGAAAAGCUUCAAGAAAACCAGAGAUGUGUGAUAAAAAAGAAUCUCAACUCAACAAUGAAGAGAAAUUGAUAAAACAAACGACAUCUUGUCAGAAACAAAAAAAAGAAUGUGGACAAAAAGAAAGUACAAGCAAGGCUACUCUUUUGGAGAAGAAGCCUUUAAAUAAGGCUGCUUGCAGUGACAAAAAAGACAAAUCACUCGAACCUCAAAGAAAGGCAAGGGAAUUAGUUAAGAAAGCUCUAAGUAAACCCGAAAUAUGCGACGGGAAAAAAUCUGAUAAGCAAGAAUCAAAGACUUGUGCACAAAAACCAGAAAAAAAAUCCAUUGAAGAGUCUGCAUCAAAGAAGAAAUGCCAAAAAUCAGUAGCUUCUAGCCAAUUUUCCAAAUGCGAGGAUAAAAAAGUAAAUAAAAACAAAGAAAAGCCAUCGAAAGAAUGUAAUAAAUCUGAAAAAAACAAACAACAAUCUGAAAAACCAAAACCCUGUGGCAAGACAGCUACAGCUACUACAUGUCAAGAGCAAAGAGAAAAAAUGGAAAAUAUAUGUAAUAAUAAACAAAAAACCAAAGGUUGUUUUACGCAGAAAAUAUUUGCAAAAUGUGUAGACGAAGAAAUAAAAAGAGGAGAUGCAUGUAAAUCUGGAGAAAAAAAAGUUGACAAACAAUUCAAAUGUAAAAAAGCAUCAGAAAAGGAAAAAAAUCAAUCUUUUAAAUCAGAUCAAAUAGAGAACGUAUGUGAUAAAAACCAAAAUAUGGGAGGAAAAAAUGAUAAUAAAUGCAACAAAGGAUCUGAAACUGAGAAAAAGUGCGCUAAACAUGAAAAUAAAGAAAAAUGUGGGAAAUUGAGAGUCGAAUUUAUGAAACAAAAUAAAAUAGGCACUAAAGGGGACGGUUGUCCUUCAAGUGACGCGAUUCCAAAAACGACAACAAAAAAUUCAAACAAAUGUAUGAAUGAGAAGAAGGAAUGUAGUGCAGAUACAACUGACACAUCAAAUGCCGCAGUUACAAAUUCCCUGGAGACUUCCAGUUCUCAGAACAUCAUCCGUCCUCGUGAAACUAAUUACAGCAUUAAGCAAACUAUGAGCAAAAUUCCAACAAAAUCAAUACAUUUUAAGGAGCCAGUAUUAGUAAAAUCUGGGACAUCCACCAUUGCUGCUCGUGAUAAUUUGAAAAGUAAAACAACCAAUACAUCAAAAAUCGAAAAAAAUAGAAAAAAAUUAAGCAUGAAAGUAUCUCCAAAAAUUAAUAACCCUGAACAAAUCACUGAAAAAGGAUGGGGACGUGAAGAUUCACACGAAGCACAUCCUUCGGAUUUGUUCAACGAAUCAGAAAUUUCAAGCACACCUAACACUACGAACGACUUAAAGGAGGCAUCAGUUGAACAAGGCGAUAGCCAACCAAUAAUUCCUGGAAAAAAAUCAAUGAUACACAAUGAGGUUAAUGCAAAUAUGCGCAAUGAGAGUAGUGGAUGUGAUAUAAAUUUACUUAGAUUACCAGAAAAAGAAAAAUCAACAAAUAUCUUGCAGUCCAGCGAAAUUCCAUCAUCAAACAUUGAUGAGAAUAAUAGUAAAACUGAUACCCUGAGAUUAUCAGAUGUAGUUACCAGUCAUGGUCGCAAUAUUUCUCGAAACCCAAGUCCAAUUAAUUCUGAUUUAUCAAAACCACGAGUAUUUGAUAAUGAUGAUGGAAGUGAAGUAUUUAUUUGUAAAAUUGACAAACUAACUAAAAGUGAUUCCGAAAAACAUUCAAGAACAUUAAAAUGCAAGCUUUUCAGAGAUGAAAGUGGAAGAGAAAUUUUUCUCUGUAAAGAGCUGGAAGAUGGAAUGAAAGCUGAACAUAUGGAAAAGGCUAACGUAUCAUCAGUAACCAAGAGUAAAUCUUCAGACGUACGAUCACGGAGUUUGUCAAGUAAAUCGGAUAUUUCUAGUUCUCAUGAUAACUAUGUGGAAAUCAAACCAGUUCGAAUAACAAGGGAAGUACUGCAACGUGAAAACGAACAAAUGGCAAAACUUCUUGAAAGAUACCAAUCUCUUGAAACACAAGAUGAGAAAACAAAACAAAGAAUUUACCGUCUCUACUCAAUAACAAGGAAAUUAUUGAGUCAUUAUUAUUUAGUGGAUGGAGAAGAAAAUAGCAAGCUCUAUUUUGAUUACAAAGAUAUUGUGCAGCGACAACACCUUAAACAACGUAAUGAUAAUAUAGAUACUUUGAAAUAUCACCCAUGAGAAUAAAAACGAUACAAUAUUUGAUGAGUAUAUCUCCACAUCUUGGAGAAAUAAUCCUAGGUAGUGGAUAAUGUUCAACGUACUACUGUUGGUAGUGUCGUGCUGCUUUGGUGGAUGUCUGUUCAAUAGAAGAGAAA